AUGCGGGAUUUCAAAUUCUGGAAGGAUCCACAAACUUCUGACAAACUCCACACUCCUAUAGACUAUGAGUGGAGGGCGAUGGCACAGCGAAACGAGGAUGCGCGUGUCCCGAAAUUCGCGGGACUAGUUGUGAGUGUAUACAAGCCCAGCGAAACCCAACCGCCAAGGAUCCCUGUGCGAGACGGCCUUUCCUGGAGUGGGACUGUUGUUCUUACCCUGCAGCUGUCCAUUGCUGCCAUCCCAUGUGGACUUGUCGGUGACUGGGGCAUCCUCAUGAUCACCGCGGUCGGAAUCAUCCUGUCAUUUAAUCACCGGGUCCCUUCCCGCGGGUAUGGAACUCAGCAUGCGACCAUCAUCCUGGGGAACUGCUUCGGGCUGAAUCUGGAAGAUCUGGCCGUAGGUAGUGGUCUUGCUGCUGCGCUCAAGACGAACCCGUGGUUUCUACUAGCCAUUGGAUCUGUGGGGAUGAUUCACAAUAGGGAUAUGCCCAGAUGGUCUGGUAGGCCGGAGAAUUACGAGAUCCCUCUCGAGUUCGAAUGCGUUAUCGGGGAGCCGGAUGUAAUGUCCACCUUACUUGAAGUCGAGAGAAGGUACCAUCGUAUAGGGCGAAAUAUGCUGCGUGACUUGUUUCCCGCCCAACUGAGGCCCGACGAAGAGCGACAGUGGAACGACGUAGAAGAGGCCUGGAAGGAAAGAUAUGCGAAGGAAAGAGCACAGGAUCCCGUAACCCUCCUCGGUGCCUGA
Aspergillus lentulus is the source of this 744-nucleotide messenger RNA. NCBI's taxonomy places the organism in Eukaryota, Fungi, Ascomycota, Eurotiomycetes, Eurotiales, Aspergillaceae. The record is from RefSeq and is a predicted model, not a curated record.